AUCCUGCUGAUAAAAAAAGACCAAAGCACUGUAAGAAAUGGAGUGAAAAGGAAGUCUGAGGGAGCUGAGUUGCCUUUGUCUUCAUACUCCCCUUUUUAUUUCUUUACUGUAUUUUUUUAUCUUUUGUAAUAUUUUUCCCUAAUUACCUCUCAUCAGGCAUAUUGUGUUUUGUGGCCACCUGAACACACAGAAGAUCCGUAUUUUUAUAAAGACAAGGAUUAACAGGGAUGCUGACCUGGUCUUUCUGGGCGAUUGUACUCCGUGUGUGAACUGCGAAUCACCACUCGAAGGCUUGCAUCCUGUCCAAGGCCUGGUUCAAGAUGGUCGAGAACUUGCUGCGGUAAUCAUGUUACUUUACUCUUGUUCAGACUUGAGGAAGAUUGAACCCUUUCUAUGUAAUUUUACUUUAUUAGUAUUUUUUCAUGGUGUGGUCUAGUGUAAAGACUCUUAUGUAAAGGAUUUGAACUUAUCAUUUCCUUUCCAGAUCCAUAAAGCACGUGCCUGCAUUUUCCUCUCAAACCAAAAUAGCAAAGACCAGGAAGGGGAAGACUUAGGAAACAUAAAGUUGGCAUUAGAUGUCUCAAGAUCCACAGCUUCCCCAGUACUCCUGGAAUUGCUUCAGUGCAAGAGCAAGGUUGCUUUCACAUACCAGUUGGUACCAGUGAGACUAAGUUCAUUUGAUAUUGUUGAUUUACUUGAAUAGUUUAGAUUUGUAUUUUACAGGAACUCUUUGAUGAGGUGUUUCAGCCAAGACCAGAAGACGGCGAUGUGAGUGUCUUCUGCUAUGCAGAGUUUAAGCUUAGACUGAUGGGCUAUUCAUGCCUCAUCCCUGGAUUCUCCACAUUACUGGCAAACCUAAUUUUGCCAGAUAGGGUUGAAGAUAUCGCCAGUGUACGUACAUCCGUUAAUCUAAGUUGAUUGGUGUUUUUGUUAGUAAUCAAGUUUCCUAAGGGCUAUUGAUACAUUGGGUUAGCGAAGUUUGAAGCUUGUGUCACAUAACUGAAUGCUGUAUUUCCAGCAGACCCAUGACUUGUGCUAUUUAACCUGGCUCUACUUCACCGCAGUUACAGCAACUGCUGUCGGCUAUGGUGAUGUCUCAUGCAAGACAAUAAUAAGCAGAUUAAUCCUCACCUAACCCUUGCCACAAUGGCAGAUAUUGAAAGUAAACUGUGGCUGACAGUCUUUGAUAAAAAAUACAGGUCAUCAGAUCAUGAGGGUAAUCUUCGUACUGAAGAUUGAAGAAAUAGGAGGUUAUGCUGAGAUAUCCCAUUUAAUUAUCAUCUGGAAGUACCUGAUCAGGAUAUUAACGUGGUGGUUUGUGGUGACUGGGUUUAUAUAUUAUGUAAGUAAGGAUAUGAAUACUUUUGUACCAGACUUAGUGAGGAUGAUUUUAGCCGUAUUUCCGGACUUUACUCCUUAUAGACCGAUAUUGCGCAACAAGCAUAUUGUGUUUUGUGGCCACCUGAACACACAGAAGAUCCGUAUUUUUAUAAAGACAAGGAUUAACAGGGAUGCUGACCUGGUCUUUCUGGGCGAUUGUACUCCGUGUGUGAACUGCGAAUCACCACUCGAAGGCUUGCAUCCUGUCCAAGGCCUGGUUCAAGAUGGUCGAGAACUUGCUGCGAUCCAUAAAGCACGUGCCUGCAUUUUCCUCUCAAACCAAAAUAGCAAAGACCAGGAAGGGGAAGACUUAGGAAACAUAAAGUUGGCAUUAGAUGUCUCAAGAUCCACAGCUUCCCCAGUACUCCUGGAAUUGCUUCAGUGCAAGAGCAAGAUUUGUAUUUUACAGGAACUCUUUGAUGAGGUGUUUCAGCCAAGACCAGAAGACGGCGAUGUGAGUGUCUUCUGCUAUGCAGAGUUUAAGCUUAGACUGAUGGGCUAUUCAUGCCUCAUCCCUGGAUUCUCCACAUUACUGGCAAACCUAAUUUUGCCAGAUAGGGUUGAAGAUAUCGCCAGUCAGACCCAUGACUUGUGCUAUUUAACCUGGCUCUACUUCACCGCAGUUACAGCAACUGCUGUCGGCUAUGGUGAUGUCUCAUGCAAGACAAUAAUAAGCAGAUUAAUCCUCACCUAA
This is a messenger RNA of Penaeus monodon (black tiger shrimp), 2074 nucleotides long. RefSeq names its product calcium-activated potassium channel subunit alpha-1-like. Gene Ontology annotation, biological process: potassium ion transport. The transcript has 7 exons. Lineage: Eukaryota; Metazoa; Arthropoda; Malacostraca; Decapoda; Penaeidae. The coding region runs from base 1211 to 2074 and encodes 287 amino acids. Gene Ontology annotation, cellular component: membrane. The record is from RefSeq and is a predicted model, not a curated record.